AUGGAUGCUAUCCAGACUGAAACUAAACAAAAAAUAUUCUUUGUUGAUGGCCCUGGAGGAUCAGGGAAGACCUUUUUAUACAAUACUUUAUUAGCACGUGUCCGAUCGGAACAUAGGGUUGCCCUGGCUGUGGCAUCAUCUGGCAUUGCAGCCGAAUUAUUGAGUGGAGGGAGGACAGCUCAUUCCACAUUUAAAAUACCUAUCCCAAUACUAGUAACAAGUACAUGUAAUAUAAGCAAGCAAAGUAUAUUAGCAGAAUCAAUCCGUACCGCAUCAAUUAUUAUUUGGGACGAGGCUCCAAUGGUCCAUAAACAUGUUAUUGAGUGUGUUCACAGAACUUUCUGUGAUAUAAUGGAAUGUAAUGAUCCAUUUGGAGGCAAAAUUGUUAUGUUAGGCGGUGACUUUAGACAGAUUCUUCCGGUUAUAAGGCAUGGGAGGCAAGCCGACAUUGUCGAAAGUAACCUAAAGAGGUCAUUCUUAUGGCAGAAUAUACAAACAUUGCCUUUAACUAUCAAUAUGCGUGUUCGCACAAAUAAUUCAUUUUCCGAUGAAGCAUUUGAAAAAUUUCUUCUUCGUAUAGGCAAUGGAACACAGCAAAUUUUGGAUGAUGGACAAUCUACCAUUGAGUUACCAAGAUAUAUAUGUAUUGAGCCAAAUAAUAAUGGACUCCAAAAAUUGAUAGAUAGUGUAUAUUCAAAUUUGAAAACGGUAGAUCCUGAUAAUAGUUAUUUGGGAAGAGCAAUAUUAACUACCAAAAAUGAAAAUGUGGACAAAAUUAACACCUUAGUCAUGGAUCAAUUUCCUGCUACACCAUCAAACACCAAAAUUUAUCUCAGUGCUGAUGCAGUUGCAGAUGAAGACCAGCAAGGUCAUUAUCCAACUGAAUUUCUGAAUUCGUUAACACCGUCUGGAACACCUCCACACAAAUUGUACUUAAAGAAAAAAGCGCCCAUAAUACUUUUGCGCAAUUUAAAUCCUACAGAGGGAUUACUUAAUGGAACACGACUAUGUGUGCUUAACUUAGGCACCAGAAUUAUAGAGGCUAAAAUUCAGAAUUAUAGAGGCUAA
Molecule: messenger RNA, 1068 nt
Organism: Mytilus trossulus (common blue mussel)
Lineage: Eukaryota; Metazoa; Mollusca; Bivalvia; Mytilida; Mytilidae
Product: ATP-dependent DNA helicase pif1-like
Exons: 1
Coding region: 1-1068 (355 amino acids)
Biological process (GO): telomere maintenance; DNA repair
Molecular function (GO): DNA helicase activity
Source: RefSeq, a predicted model, not a curated record